UGCCUCGGGUGUCGUGGAGCGCGGAUCGCGGCGGAAUUCGGAUCGAUGAUAGCGACGACGGUUUGCCACUGCUCUGUUGCUACGGACAACGGAGCAACGAGCGAGCUAGCGCGACGGAAUAAUAGACAACGAAAAUCGUUUAAGAACGUAUUGCGCCGCCCGCACGUCGCCCCGAACGCGUUGCUCGCAGAACACGAACGUCGCGGAGCUAGGCCGUUUAUCGCUAGUCUCGCUGAACGACAUCGCCGCCCACGCGCCAGGCAACGGUGCGCGCGCACAACCGGAGCGAGAACGCACAACAAUAACAUAGCGGCAAACUCGCGGCGGCGGCGGCGCACGAAACUCUAUGCGUGCUCAAAAAUAAUAAUAUGCUCAAUAAACCGGCCGGUUAGGGCAAUGGAGGACGGUGGACGACCGGCGACGGUGAAUGUCAUCGGUGGUCGGCAACGGACGGGCGGGAGGGGGCGGCGACGGUUUUCGGGUGGUCGCGCUAGGCGCGGUGGCCGGGGCAGUGCGCGACACUUGAGACCGGAGCAGUGUGAGCAGUGAGCAGCCGGCGGGCAGCGCUCUCGAUUUCGCCUCCCUGGCCGUUCGCGUGUGUCAUCACCUCCGGAACACUUCGUGCGCCGUCGCCGUCUCGCGCCACUCGUUCCGUCGAAUCCGCCCGUCCCGCGAUCCGCCGCAUUCCGUCCGGGCCGCCGCCGCCGUCGAGUCCGUACUUGGCGUACUUCUUCCACUACGGUCGUGUCGCGCCGUUCCGCGUUCGCUCCGGCGUCCGUUUCUUUUCCGUUGGCCCGACUUCCCGUCGCGUUUUUAUCGCUCGCCGUGUACGGUCUCGCGCCUGCGCGUCCGUCCGCGCGUAUCGAUUGUCAUAAUAUUAUUUUGUCGGUCUGGUUUCGAGCCAGAGAGAUACAAUAUCAAACCGCCGCUCGUCGUAUUAUUAUUAUUAUUAUUAUUAUCGUGUUCUCCGGCACAUUACUACUAUUAUUAUUACAACUGUGAUUACGAUUAUUAUUCGCAGUAGUUGUUGUUGAUGAUAAAAUAUAAAAACAAUAUGAAAACAUCGAAUGAAGAUUAUAUUGUUAUUAUUUAAAAUAUUUUCGUACUGUGCGUGUGUAACCCCAUCGACUCCCACUGGCUGCGAUCUUACGUCGUUUGUUUGAUUUCUAUUAUUACCUAUCGUAAUCGACGUCGUCAUGUGUCCCGAGUGUGCGUGAACAUCUGCACCAGCACACGGAACCCGACUGAAUAAAUAUUAAUUAUACGAUAGAAAAAGGACUUAUCAAAAUAAAAAGUAAAUGGUCCACACAAGAACAUGUACAAUGGAUUCAGAAAAAGGGAAGAAAAAUAAGAAUAAAAAUAAGAAUAAAAAUAGAGCAAACAACUCUGGAAAUGAAAAAUCAAAAAUGAAACCCGACAGUAAGUCGCCUUCUAAUAAUUCAAAUCCGGAGAGUGAAGAUGAUCAAAAUACACCUAUACCAGUAUCAACUCCAUUAGAAUUGGCUGGGUCAUCAAUCAAAGUGACUCUAAAAAAAACAAGAACAUCACGUAGCAGUAGUUCUUCUAGGGAAUCCACCCAGUCAUUUGAAGUUGUAAGAACACUUCCACCUACAACUGAAAGUGUUUCUGGUGAAGAAGACUGUGAAAAUCCAAAAAACUCUGAACCCGAAAAAACUAAUGACAAAUCACCCUCUGUUGAUGAUGGUGAAAAUGAAAAAGAAUCUGAGGGAGAGUCUCAAAAUGCUAAUAGUUCUGAUGAUAGUGAUGUAGAAAUAUUAUCAGACGAUUCUCAAGUAUCAUUUACUGAAAGACCUAGGCCAGCUGUUUCAGUUAAAUCUGAGGAAAAAAAUGUAGCUAUUAAUACAGUAGUAGAUUUAAAAACUGAAGAUUCACCUCAAAAUUCUACAGUGGUUAAGAAAGAAGAAUGUAAGCCACGACUUAAAACAUUGAAAGAAGAACUGUUAAAAGAAUCAGACGUGGAUGGUGAUGUAGUUGUUUUAAAAGAUGAUGAUGAAAAUGAUGAUACUCAAGUACCUCAACCACAAAAUGGCGUUGAAAAGAAAGAAUUUAAAGAGCAAGUUAAAGAACAAAAAGUAAAAAUUAAUGUCCGUUCUUUUGAUGAUUUAAUAGAUCCUCGUACUGCGAUUCUAAUUAAUAUGCCACCACCGGCAGAUAGGGCACCAACUUUUUUGGCUCAAAAUGGUGGGUCUUUUCCGCCUCCAUAUUUAUCAUGUGAUGUUUGUGGUGUACAAUACGAUUCUCUAGAAUUAUUAAAUGAUCAUAAAGUAACUAUGAAACAUUUCAAAUGUUCUUUCAAGGAAUGUGAACAUAUAGCUGUACCAAGUCAACAAGAAUUUUUGGAACACCAACGUAUAGCUCACAAUAUUAUGCCAUCACCAGUUCAGCAAUUAGCACAUCAAGUCCAACGUUUACCUGCCAUGGGUUUUGAUCAACAAUUGCAGUCUGGUGUACCACCAUUACCUGAGAACAUAUCUCCUAGUAUGUAUACACAAUCAUUAAGGAUGCCAAAUCAGCCAGUUCCUAUGCAACGUACCAUGCGUCCAAUGAUGAGGCCUACCAUGCCACAUAUGAUUUCUCCAAGAGGGCGUAAUGUACAAAGAGGAUCAGCUAUGAGAGGAAGAAUAGCUUCUUUAAAUCCAACUCCAAGAGGUAGUUCUUUGAAAAGACCAAUAACUACUCCUAGGAGGGGAACUCCGCCUGUGAAACGUACAAAUUUAGAUAGGAAUUCUCUCGGAAAUUCUUAUGCAUCUACCAUGAACAAGACUCCUCAGAUUGUUAAAUCCAUAGCAGAAUCUCUAACUAAAUCUGUAACCAAAAAUUCAGCUUCUCCCGCUUCUCAGCAAGAUGUUGUUAAUUUAUUUUCCAAACGAGGGCUCACUAUUAGCACGGUGGAUAAUGGGCAUAACUCAAAUAUUCCUGCUGGACUUAGCUUGAAUUCUGCUGUUUCUAUUAUACCUACAUCGCCUCAUAAGGUACCUAAUAAUGUACCUAAUAAGGUAUCUAAUACAGUAUCUAAACAUGUACCUCGUAAGGUAGUAAGUCAGAGUAUGGAUACUGUUGAUUUAACUGGUCCCGAUAAACCAAAAAAGUAUUAUCCUUGUGAAAUAUGUUCAAAAACAUAUACAAAUUCUGAAAAAAUGUAUGAACAUAUAUCUAUUGCACAUAAAUCAGUUUCAUUUCCAUAUAAGUGUAACUUGUGUCAGUUUGUUUCUCAAAGUCUUGAGGCAUUCAGUCGGCAUAAAUCAACUCACAAAUCAGAAAUCAAUAAUGCAUCUAUGGUGAUUCCUAUUGUAGAUUUGAGUAAAUCUACAACUAUUUACAGAUUGAAGCAAAUGGGUAUUACAAAUUACAUACCAAUUGCUCAAAUGGAUAAUCAAGGUGGCCAAUUUGGUGUGCCAAUUAUGACUUCUAAUAAUAGGAGUGCCCAAGAAGGAUUGAAUUGUACUAGCUAUUUCAAUUUUGGAAAUGUACGGCAUUUACCAUGAAUAUUAAACAAAGACUGUUUUGAAAUAACAUCCAUUUUAGUUGUAACUUCUGCAUUUUACUCAAUAAUUGCAGUUUUACAUAUUUUAUUACAAAUUCAUUAUGUAUCAAUAUAUUCUAUUUUAAUUUGGAACAUUUUAAAAUAUUAAUUUUGAUUAAGUUUCUUUUUUUUUUAAACAAAACAGUUUCAGUUUUUCAAGUAGUAAUUUUUUACAAUUCAUACAAUUCAAUUUCAAUUUGUUACUUAUUUUAAUAUGUUGUCGUUUUAUUAUUAUUAUUUUUUUAUGUUUCAUUAAACUAAGCCAAAUUACAAAUUCUAAUUUUGGCAAACUAUUUUGUAUAGAUUAAACGACUAUUUCUGUAUAACUAUAAAUAAUAUUUGUAUAUCUUUAUUAUUUAUGUGAGAAAUUGAUUUUUAAAGGUCAUAACUCCAAUGUUUAUUUUUUAAUAAAAUGUUAACCAUUGGCAUUUUUUAUUCCAUGUAAAAAAGAAUUAUAACUUUUAAUUAAUAUACUAUAUAUGACAUUCUUACUUUAUAUCUUGGUGUAACAUUUUUGUUAUUGUAUUUUUAUUAUUAUAGUCAUUUAGGACGAGAAGGCAGAUAUUAUGUCAUAUACUUUAUGAUAUAAAGGAUGUUUUAAUAAAUAUUUGAUCAUACGUUAACUAA
This is a messenger RNA of Aphis gossypii (cotton aphid), 4171 nucleotides long. RefSeq lists its product as uncharacterized. The coding region runs from base 1299 to 3506 and encodes 735 amino acids. Gene Ontology annotation, molecular function: RNA polymerase II cis-regulatory region sequence-specific DNA binding; DNA-binding transcription factor activity, RNA polymerase II-specific. Gene Ontology annotation, cellular component: nucleus. The transcript has 11 exons. Lineage: Eukaryota; Metazoa; Arthropoda; Insecta; Hemiptera; Aphididae. The record is from RefSeq and is a predicted model, not a curated record. Gene Ontology annotation, biological process: regulation of transcription by RNA polymerase II.